This is a messenger RNA of Sinocyclocheilus rhinocerous, 1158 nucleotides long. RefSeq names its product H2.0-like homeo box 1 (Drosophila) (gene hlx1). The record is from RefSeq and is a predicted model, not a curated record. Gene Ontology annotation, molecular function: sequence-specific DNA binding; DNA-binding transcription factor activity, RNA polymerase II-specific. Lineage: Eukaryota; Metazoa; Chordata; Actinopteri; Cypriniformes; Cyprinidae. The transcript has 4 exons. Gene Ontology annotation, biological process: regulation of DNA-templated transcription. Bases 175 to 1158 code for a protein of 327 amino acids.
GGCUCACAAAGAGCCAAUCAAUAGCGGAACUCCUGCUUAGAGCUUUUUGGACUCCUGUCUGGAGUUUCAUACUUGAGGAGAAACGCGAGAGAGGGCAACUCCUUAAACCUGACCGUCGCGUUACAUGUAGUUGUGUGCGAUUCUCUGUCAAGAAGUUUUGGCUUGCCUGCCAGGAUGUACACGGCGGGACUCAAUCCGUUUUACGCAUCGAACUUUAGCCUUUGGACCGCGUACUGUUCGGGCGGUUUUGGGGUGGACAGCAUGAAGAAACCCUCGUUCUGCAUCGCUGAUAUUCUGCACGUUGGAGAUGCGGAGAACCUCCCCGGUUCGUCUUCGCUUAUGGCUCACAUCGGGGCCCGAGCGCAGCUUCAUUCGUCGGGAUCCCCGUUACGCCCGUCGCCGGUCACUCCAAGCGCAUCCGCGUAUCACAGGCACGGAAUACACUUGACAUCCAGAGCCGCGAUCAACGCGCAAUACGCGCCUCCGCCGUCCAGUAAAGACCUCAAGUUCGGGAUUGAUCGGAUAUUAUCCACAGACUUCGAGCCGAAGGGAAACGAAUCGCUAUCGUUGAGAGAUCUCACAUCGAUUGUUAGUCCGAAUCGGCAGUCAGCAGUCCAUGUGUCUGCAAGCCCGUACUUCGCGUCCAUAGACCCGACCAUGAGCGAAACCUCCUCCAUGAUGGGUUCAAUAAGCAAUGCCGCCAGACAAUCAGGGCAACAUCAGUUUCAAGACACCUUCCCAGGGCCGUAUGCGGUGCUUUCCAAAGACACAAUGCCACAGACUUACAAGAGGAAGAGGUCGUGGUCCAGAGCCGUGUUCUCCAACCUGCAGCGGAAAGGCCUCGAGAAGCGCUUUGAAGUCCAGAAGUACGUCACGAAACCGGACAGAAAACAGCUGGCUGCGAUGCUGGGCCUCACCGAUGCACAGGUCAAAGUUUGGUUCCAGAACCGGCGGAUGAAAUGGCGCCAUUCCAAAGAAGCGCAGGCGCAGAAGGACAAAGAAAAAGAACAGCCAGAGAAAUCCGCGACCGAAACCGAACCCAAAGAACGCGAGGACUCCGAAUGCGAAAGCGAACCGAGCGAGUCCGAAUUCGAGGAGGGAGCGGAGGACAAAAGCGACGUGGACAUUUCUGACCUCAACAAGGCUUUUUCGCCCUGA